CCCCGUCACUUCCUGCAGGGCUGCGGGUGCCGGAGCGGAUCUUCAGGGUUUGCGCCCGCGGCGGCCGCGUCAGGUUCGGCUCCCCCAUUCCUCUGACCCCCCGGCCCGGCGGCGCCAGCCUUCUCCGCGGCCACUCCGCCUCUUCCCUCCUGCCGUCCCUUCCUCUUCUCCCUUCUUCCUUCCUCCUUCCCCUUCUCGCCGCCGCCGCCGCGACCGCCGCCGCCCAGGACCGCCGGCCGGGGGACGAGCGCCGGGCAACAGCCAGCUGUGCUUUUAUUCCCUCCGUCCCUGUUGGCCGACUUUCCUUUUAAGCCCUUGCCCCACCUCCGUGUCGCAGUAUUGCUUAUGUGGAAGUUUUCUUCUGCUGGGCGAAGAUGUGUGCUUCGGUCUGUUCUGCCUCUGUUCUCUGGCUGUGGGGACGUUUUUAAGGAGCUUUUUAACAACAUAACCUCUCAGACCUGAACCAAAACAGCAUUCUUCCUGGAGCACCUCUUUUUAAGGUAGAACUUUAGACUUCAUAGCACUGAAUUAACCUGCAUUGAAAGCUGUUUACCUGCAGUUAUUCACUUUUGUUGAAAGUGACCAUGUCUCAAGUUCAAGUGCAAGUUCAGAACCCAUCUGCUGCUCUCUCAGGGAGCCAAAUACUGAACAAGAACCAGGCUCUUCUCUCACAGCCUUUGAUGAGUAUUCCUUCUACUACUAGCUCUCUGCCCUCUGAAAAUGCAGGUAGACCUAUUCAAAACUCUGCUUUACCCUCUGCAUCUAUUACAUCCACCAGUGCAGCUGCAGUUCCUUCUAACAUGGCACACCCCAAAGAGAAAACCCCAAUGUGUCUUGUGAAUGAGUUAGCCCGUUUCAACAAGAUUCAGCCUGAGUAUAAGCUUUUGCGUGAGCAAGGUCCAGCUCACUGUAAGGUGUUUACAGUACAGCUAACACUUGGAGAUCAGCACUGGGAAGCUGAAGGAACUAGUAUUAAAAAAGCCCAGCACACAGCUGCUGCCAAAGCUUUGGAAGGAACAAAAUUUCCCAAACCCAUAGCUCGCCCUUUUCGUAGCGAAGGAAGGAAUCCAGACAGCAUAACCCCUACUGUAGAGCUCAAUGCACUGUGCAUGAAACUUGGGAAAAAACCAAUGUAUAAGCCUGUUGACCCCUACUCUCGGAUGCAGUCCACCUAUAACUACAACAUGAGAGGAGGUGCUUAUCCCCCAAGGUACUUUUACCCAUUUCCAGUACCACCCUUACUUUAUCAAGUUGAACUUUCUGUGGGAGGACAGCAAUUUAACGGGAAAGGAAAGACGAGACAGGCUGCGAAACACGAUGCUGCUGCGAAAGCUUUGAGGAUCCUGCAGAAUGAGCCCCCGCCGGAGAGGCUGGAGGUGAAUGGAAGAGAAUCAGAAGAAGAAAAUCUCAAUAAAUCUGAAAUAAGUCAAGUGUUUGAGAUUGCACUUAAACGGAACUUGCCUGUGAAUUUUGAGUCUUUCCCUCUAAAACAGGUCGCCCGGGAGAGUGGCCCACCCCACAUGAAGAGCUUUGUGACCAGGGUGUCGGUUGGGGAGUUUGUGGGGGAAGGUGAAGGGAAGAGCAAGAAGAUUUCAAAGAAAAAUGCUGCUAUAGCUGUUCUUGAGGAGCUGAAGAAGUUACCACCCCUGCCUACAGUUGAGCGGGUGAAGCCCAGAAUCAAAAAGAAAACAAAACCCAUAGUCAGGGUGCAGAGCGGCCCAGAGUAUGGCCAGGUGAUGAACCCAAUUAGCAGACUGGCCCAGAUCCAACAGGCGAAGAAGGAGAAGGAACCGGAGUACAUGCUUCUCACCGAGCGCGGCCUUCCACGCCGCAGGGAGUUUGUGAUGCAGGUGAAGGUGGGAAACCAUACUGCAGAAGGAACGGGCACCAAUAAGAAGGUGGCCAAACGCAAUGCGGCCGAGAACAUGCUGGAGAUCCUUGGCUUUAAAGUCCCGCAGUCUCAGCCCACCAAACCAGCCCUCAAAUCAGAGGAGAAGACACCCAUAAAGAAACCAGGGGAUGGAAGAAAAGUAACCUUUUUUGAACCUGGCUCGGGGGAUGAAAACGGGACUAGCAAUAAAGAGGAUGAAUUUAGGAUGCCUUAUCUUAGUCAUCAGCAGCUGCCUGCUGGAAUUCUUCCCAUGGUGCCCGAGGUUGCUCAGGCCGUAGGAGUCAGUCAAGGACAUCACACCAAAGAUUUCACCAGGGCAGCUCCAAACCCUGCCAAGGCCACGGUAACUGCCAUGAUAGCCCGUGAAUUGUUGUAUGGGGGCACCUCGCCCACGGCCGAGACCAUUUUAAAGAAUAACAUCUCUUCAGGCCACGUCCCCCACGGACCUCUCACAAGACCCUCUGAGCAGCUGGACUAUCUCUCCAGAGUCCAGGGAUUCCAGGUCGAAUACAAAGACUUCCCCAAAAACAACAAGAACGAAUUUGUAUCUCUCAUCAAUUGCUCCUCUCAGCCGCCUCUCAUCAGCCACGGUAUCGGGAAGGAUGUGGAGUCCUGCCAUGACAUGGCUGCACUGAACAUUUUAAAGUUGCUGUCUGAGUUGGACCAACAAAAUACAGAGAUGCCAAGGACAGGAAAUGGACCAAUGUCUGUGUGUGGGAGGUGCUGAACCUCUUCUUCUGGCCAUGAACCAUUAUAAAAACCCCAACAUAUACUGAAAAUACUGAAACUGCUUUGAAAAUUUGGAAUUUCUGAUACCUCCCGUGGGCCGAGAAGACAUGAUGGGUAAAGAACUGGAGACAGCAGUGGUGACGAAAGUGGGAUCCACAGAAGCGACUGUGACUGCUCGCGUGUGCUCUGGUUUGUCCCCACAUGGCAGCAGCUGCUGCGGGGGUGGGUGAGGCCUGCCAAGCAGUCCUGGCUCAAUUAGGAAACCAGCAGGUCCAUGCCCUGGGCACCUCAGUGCUUGGUUUUGGGCUUUUUUGUUUUGUUUUUCUGUGUGAAAGAAGAAACAGAAAACAGAAAGUAUGACACCCCCCCCCCCCAAACUGGCUCACUCAAACACUUUGGGACAAACCCUGGACACCCACCCAUGCUGGAGAGAGGCCUUAGACCAGCCGGCCCUAAAGCUGAAAGCAGCAGAGAAAAAUCCAAUGCUUCCUCGUCAGCGUGAGCUAACCUGUCUAGUGUGCCACGGCCCACCACCUCCCGCGGUCCCCACACCAUCACCACUGCUUUCUCUUCCAAAAGAGAGAUGUAUUCUUAGUUUCAUUAUUUUCUUUUGAUUGAAAUGACACUAUAUACAUUUUCAUUUGAGCGUUUCUCAAUUGUAUCUAGUUACAUAGCAGUUUAGAAACUUUUCUGAGACUGACUUUAUCAAUAAUCUAACCGGCAGAGAUCAUAUCCAUGUGUAUGUGGUUAUACAUUUUUAUUUUCUUGGACUAACCCAGGACCAUUUCAGUGAUGCAAAUUGUGUGCCCUCUGGUUUAGCUGAAACAGUCCUGGACUUCUCAGAAACCUUGAUGAAGUCUCCCCACAGUUGUAUAAAUUGGACGAUUUCAGAAUUUUAAACUUUAAAUGAUCAUUUGGUUCCUUUUCUAUUUCAUUUUUGUUAAUGCAACAGGACUUAAAAAAAUGAACUUUGAUCUUUGUUUUAAAGAUUAUUGAAAAAAUUGUGUGUAUAUGCAUAAGGCUCUUGAGGACGUAGCUUUCCCCACACUACAGGUUGUGAUCUCCAUGGAGUACCUAGAAAACACGGAAGUGCAGAUUGACUCUCCUUGAGUGCUUUAAGCUGGUUACACCUCCAUGUAGGGCUGAAGAGAAUGACCCAUGUUUCUCUCUACACCUGUUGCUUUUGGUGUUUUGCUGCUGUGCACAGAAGUGUGUGCAGUGAGGUCCUGCGUGUGGUCCGGAUGAAAAGCACGGUAGCCUCGCGAGUUAAGUACUGCUUCGAUUCAUUGUUUACGCCGCCAUUUUUUCUCCUUAUGGAAUGUAAGUAAAACUUAGUAUUUGUCACCAAUAAAUGGUAAUACUAAAUUUUUUUUGUUAAUUUAUUCUCAAAUGCCACUACUGCUAGGUUGGGUCCCCACCCAACUUGCCCCCUACCCUUUUUUAAGAAAAAACUUUGUAAUGCUUGAUUCUAUUUGGGCAAAAUUCUGAAGAUCUGAAAUAACUUUAUAUCAAACCAUUGAUCAAUAAACAGCUACUAAUGAA
Hipposideros armiger (great roundleaf bat) is the source of this 4162-nucleotide messenger RNA. It is a transcript of the gene STAU1, whose product is annotated as staufen double-stranded RNA binding protein 1. Gene Ontology annotation, cellular component: plasma membrane; neuron projection; cytoplasmic stress granule. Gene Ontology annotation, biological process: protein localization to synapse; intracellular mRNA localization; germ cell development. The record is from RefSeq and is a predicted model, not a curated record. Bases 585 to 2618 code for a protein of 677 amino acids. Lineage: Eukaryota; Metazoa; Chordata; Mammalia; Chiroptera; Hipposideridae. The transcript has 17 exons. Gene Ontology annotation, molecular function: mRNA binding; double-stranded RNA binding.